Molecule: messenger RNA, 1110 nt
Organism: Pleurotus ostreatus (oyster mushroom)
Lineage: Eukaryota; Fungi; Basidiomycota; Agaricomycetes; Agaricales; Pleurotaceae
Exons: 5
Coding region: 1-1110 (369 amino acids)
Source: RefSeq, a predicted model, not a curated record
AUGAAGUUUAUCUACCAACUCGUGCCUCUCUUCGUUGCGGCGCUCCAUGUCUCUGCUCACGGUGUCAUCACCAAUGUAUCCGGUGCCAAUGGUGUUGCCGGACAAGCCUUCGGCGUCGUGGCAACCACGCCUCGUACCGGCUCCAAGCGCGAUCCAUUCCAGCAGGACUCCAGCAUCAUUCGAGAUAGAGAGAUCUCCAGUGGCAAGGCCGGCGUAUGCGGACGCACACUCGGUGGGGGGAAUAAUGACGUGCAAGCUAUGCUCGCGGCUGCAUCGAGCGCCGGUCUACCAUCUGUUGCGGCCGAUGGGUCGGUUCAGAUGACGCUACACCAAGUCAACGGUGACGGUGCUGGGCCAUACUCAUGCCAGGUCUCUGCUGAUGCAACAGGGCAGAACUUCGUCACGAUGGAUGUCACCCAGCAAGUUCCAGGCAUUGCUUCAAUCAGUCUCGCCAAGGCCACGCCCUUCCCUCUCGUAGCUCAAAUGCCCGCUGGUAUGACAUGCACGGGCGGGCCCACUGGUGACGCCUGCAUCGUUCGCUGCCGAAAUGUUGCUAUCGCAGGUCCUUUCGGCGGAUGUGUUGCCGUUACCAAUGCCAACGGCGGAAACGCCACCGCAGCAGCAGCAGGAACUGCAGCGGGUGUUGCGGGAACUGGUGUCGUAGCAGGUACUGCCGCUGGUACUGCCGCUUCUGGCGUCGCAGGGACUGGCGUGGGUGCUGGUGCUCCUGGCGCCGCGGGAACUGCCGCUACUGGUGUUGCUGGAACUGCUGCGGCUACCGGUGCUGCUGGCGCUUCUAUAGCAAACGCCAACGGAGCUGCUGCUGCUGCGAAGGUUGGCGCAGGCGGCACUGGUAUCGGCGCUGGUGUUGGGUCCGUUGUUGGAUCCCUUCUUUCUAAGGCCGGCGACGCCGCUGGACCACUUGCCGACGUAGCCGGGCUAGCAGGGAUCGCACGGGCAUUGACGAAGUCACAGAAGCAGCAGCAAGUUAGCGACGUCGAGGAUAUUAAUGAUAUUUCGAUUGAGGAAGCUGAAGCGGCAUUGGCGAAGGAUCUAGACCGCCGACAGCGUGUGAGGCGCUCAAGGAUUGUGGGUCGUCUUGCUCUUUGA